Molecule: messenger RNA, 2614 nt
Organism: Uloborus diversus
Lineage: Eukaryota; Metazoa; Arthropoda; Arachnida; Araneae; Uloboridae
Exons: 6
Coding region: 165-2447 (760 amino acids)
Source: RefSeq, a predicted model, not a curated record
UUUUGGCGAUCCCAGGGAAGGUUUGGCGCUGAAGAUGGCAGACCUUGUAACCCAGUUUUCGGCCACCGAGGAGGUGGAUUUUCUGUGAGAAUAUUUGUUUACCGAAGAUGAUCUCGAGAACUGGGUGCUGGUCAUGAGCACAUUCGUUAAGUUAUGCCGUCAAGAUGAUGAAAUGGAAGGUCGUCAAGAACCCUCGUUCUGCAUCCGCGGACCGGUCACUGGAAUGCUUAAAAACAGAAGCUCCCACUUCACCACAGACUGACUCGAACAACAACAGCGAGCAAGAUGUCAUCACGUCGAAGGAAAACAAUAAGCAGGGGCAUCAGGAUCGGAAGCCAUCGAAAGUGGCGUCGGAUUGCAUCAACUUGAAGAGUUUCCUGGGGUUGAGUCGGCAGCGCAGCGAGAGCAACCUCAGCUGCCUGGGCUUGAUCAGCACGGAGCCGCGGCGGAGCAGGUCCGAAGUGCGGGGCUCCAGCUGCGAUCGGCUCACCAUUGGGUACCACACCACGCCGCUCAAGAGCGUCGAGAACAGGAACUUCGCAGACACAGAGAAAGGUUUUAAAUUAGAAAACAAUUCAAAGACACGAUGUUCCAGUCCUCCCAGGAAAUCGAGCUGUUGGUUGAGGGGCCGUAAACGAGAGCGUGAAACCAAAGGAAAUGCAGAUGGACUUGGGAAAACUGUUGUAACUGGGAGUAACAAAAAACUGGGUUCGAAGUCAAAGACUUGUUCAAGUUCAUCGGUAACAAUUGUGGAUGGCUCAGACAACAAAGAGAAGACUAAAGUAUGUUCAUCAAAUAAUAUUCGCAGGAGCAAAUUCGGAAAAAAACUUUUUGAUGGUGAAGUUAUUGUAGAAGACGUUAUUUAUUCCGAUAUAGAUCAUGAGAACUCUCGUACGCCGCUUUUAGAUGACAAUAAACGCGAAACUUUCAAAGAGUCAAAUAAAGUUAUUCGGAAAAAAGGGCAAGCACCAAAGCCUCAAAUCACUACUUCCCUAUUUAAGGAAGACGGUAGUGCAGCGAUCACAGCUUUGAAUGGCAAGAAAACUGACCAAGUUAAUAGAGAGCUAAAAACAUCGCCGUGUUCGAAACCACCUAGAAAAAGUCUAACAUUCAACGGUCGAAACCAAGACAAAAAAACUGAAACUACGAACGCUCAAACUGUGAGAUACAACAACUUUAGAAAUUCCGAUAAAUCGUUUUGUACUGACCAGAGUCAGGCAAACAACCAUCUAAUAGCUAUUGCUGAAGUUCACAAAAAUUCCCAGAAUGGUGGCAUAUACAAAUCCGUCGAUACAUCAGCUAAUAAUACAAGUGACACUCUGGAAAAAGAUUUGCAAGCUAAAUUAAACUAUAGUUCAUGUGACAAUGAAGAAUUCUUUUCGGAGAAAGAAAAAAUCGACGAAUUAAGAAGAGAAUCGGCGCCAUUUUACAUCGAUACUCCAGAUUAUUCCACUCUAGAAUCAGAGGUUGGAGACAAUUCUCAUGCAGCAUUAAACCUCAACAAAUGCACUCCUAAUGUGCGCGACCAUUGCGAAGGCAAUGACCAAACCAAAGUUGAGCACGAGACGCCAUCGAACGACAAUACUAAAACGCCUCGAGUUAAUUCCUUAUCCAGCAUUCUUCGCGACAGCACUGGAGAACCAAGGAGUUCUGAAAGCGAGCCUAAAAAGAGCGUGAGGUUUGAAAAAAUGGAUUUAAUUGAACAAUACAAAAAAUACAAAGCAGACAACUCCAUAGAAACGGAAGACGACAGUGAAGUGUCACACUUGGAAAACACUCUUUCUGAAAGCGAAUUCGACACCAGCAGCAACGAGGCAGCCGAAAAUAAACCAAAGGCACAAAACCUCGAUGCUAUCGAAAGCGAUUUCGAACCUGCAAACUCGACUUCCAGAUCUCCUACACCAUCUCCGACUGAGAAGUUCUGCAAUGGGAUGAUGGUUAACGUCUUGGUGAGGAAUGCCACGCCCGAAGUCAACCAAGAGACUUCCCAAAUCGAUGCUGCGCCGCAAUUCGUGGUCAAGAAAAGCUUCGUUCUGACCAUCGCGAAGCAGGAGAGGGGCUUCAGGAGCCUGUGUGCGAACAAGAAGCCGGACCAUUGUUCGACAGAGAAUCUGAAGGAAGAUCCACACAUCUCGGUGACGUUCCUUUGUUCCACCGAACCUCAUUCCGAGGCUUGGCUCGAACAAGGGCCCCCGGGAAACACCACCCUCCGGUUGAGGUCUCUCAGUGUGCCGCCCCAAGCCGAACCAAACUCUGAAGUGGCUCCCAGCCCGGUUCCCGCCAGGAGUAGGUCCCGGGAAAGGAGGUGCAAAGACAGACAGCACUGCAAGAAGAAUCAUAAAGUGAAGAAAAAAGAUGCAGUGUUCCACAUGCCGCAGGCCGUCAUCGACGAGCUGUCCCAAGUCCUAGAGAAGAGGAAGCCUUCACUGGAUGAGAUUGCCUCAUGACGUCAUCCACGGACACGAAAGAAUGAAGGGUUCCUCUUCAUAUUUGUUGCAGUUGUCCAUCCGAACGGUUUCGAACCGGAAACCAUGAAGAGAUGAAAUACGCUGCUGCGGGGAUCAAGCUGACAAACAGGAGAACUAUGUAUAAGCGUUUGUGAUGUUGUGUCUAA